Molecule: messenger RNA, 1032 nt
Organism: Trametes versicolor FP-101664 SS1
Lineage: Eukaryota; Fungi; Basidiomycota; Agaricomycetes; Polyporales; Polyporaceae
Exons: 3
Coding region: 62-844 (260 amino acids)
Molecular function (GO): hydrolase activity
Source: RefSeq, a predicted model, not a curated record
ACAGUCCACCUCUUCCCAAUCCCGUCUACUCCCAAGACAACGUCCCAAUCCUCGCCCCCGCAUGUCUCGCUCCCUUCAACCCACCGUCUUCUCGCGCGACUCUGAUCCCAGCGUCCAAGACAGCCUCUGGUACGCGAACGACUUCAUGCUCGGAGCAGGCAUGGUGAUCAUCCAGCCCUCGACGGGCAAGAUGGUCAUCCUCAGCGACCAGUACCAGGACGCACGUGGUGUGACCCGGCCCUAUUGCUUUCUUCCAAAAGGCAGGAAGGAUAUUGGAGAAUCAUUGGAGCAGACCGCGCUACGAGAGGCGUACGAAGAGUCUGGACUACGCGUUACUUUCAUGCCCUUGAUCAUUCCCACCCAUGCGCCAAGUCCCCCAAGUUCGCAGAACACCCUACACAAAUUGCUUCCCUCCACGGAACCCAUUUACAUCGAUAUGCACAAGUGGAGUGCAGGCCACUUUGGUAGGACUGACAAUGGCGGUGAAUAUCUCACGUUCUGGUAUGUCGGCCAAAUACCGGAGAACCCAGAACUCGAGGCCGACACACGCAUGCCAGACGAGGUUGGCUACCAGACGCACCUCGUCGAUUAUGAUCAGGCGAUGCAGUUGCUUGCCGGAACCAACCUGACCGACAUCGUCGACAAGGCGUACCGGCUUUGGCACGCGACACACCGGCAAAUCCAUAAUCCUGUCUGGCAGGAAACCGUGCGCACAAAGUUGGGCAUCGACCCAGCGAGUGUGGCGGCGCAGGUGCCCCCGUUUCCCGUGCAGAAUGUGGAUGAAGGGCGGAGGUCGCACUCCUCAGCCGAGGGUCGAGAAGAUGGCAGGACCGCUGCACGGUAGAACAGCCGGUACGUCUCGGGCUCUAUUUCGCCAGGGGUUCUCGCCGCGUCGGGAUAAACGGGUGUACAGGUAUGGAUGGAAGUGUAUCCCUAGGUCGUUAUGCUGUUCCCGUCAUUGCUCUGUUCUCACAGCCAUAGUUGUAUAAUACCAUAUCGUAACUGUACUCAUCUCAUGAAAGUUUCUGCACC